Messenger RNA from Penicillium manginii, 3177 nucleotides. Its product is annotated as purine and uridine phosphorylase. Gene Ontology annotation, biological process: nucleoside metabolic process. NCBI's taxonomy places the organism in Eukaryota, Fungi, Ascomycota, Eurotiomycetes, Eurotiales, Aspergillaceae. Bases 1 to 3177 code for a protein of 1058 amino acids. The transcript is spliced from 3 exons. The record is from RefSeq and is a predicted model, not a curated record. Gene Ontology annotation, molecular function: catalytic activity; protein binding.
AUGUCUAGCCCAUCUCGGAAUGAGUUCCAGAUUGGCUGGAUUUGCGCUCUAGCAGUCGAGACCGCGGCGGCUAAAGAGAUGCUUGACGAAGAGUUUGAGCCUCUAGAUGAGCAGGAUGCCACAGAUCCUAAUGCGUACAUCUUGGGCAGAAUUGGCAAGCAUAAAAUUGUCAUUGCAUGUCUACCAACUGGCCAGCAUGGCACUUCUUCGGCGACGACAGUUGCGAACCACUUGACGCGCACCUUUUCCAAGUCACUGCGGGUUGGUUUGUUGGUUGGAGUGGGAGGCGGCAUCCCAUCCUCAGAAAAUGAUGUUCGCCUCGGCGAUGUCGUUAUCAGCUGCCCGGUUGGCACUUAUGGUGGCGUUGUUCAAUAUGAUAUGGGAAAACAUGUCGCCGGUGGUGAAUUUUCCAGAACUGGGUCUCUCAAUAGCCCGCCUAGGUCGCUGUUGACAGCAGUCAGCCGCCUCAGAGCUCAUGAGCUCACCGAUGAUCCUGAAUUUUUCGAAUAUAUCAAAUCUGCGACAGAGAGAACAAAUCGUACGAAGAACUUGUUUCACUCCCCUGGCCCUAAGUGUGAUCGACUUUUCAAAGCUGAGCAUGACCAUCCCGCUAAUGAAAGCUCUUGCGAUGUUUGUCCAUAUGAGUGGGAAGUCAGACGCGAAGCUCGGGAUGAUGAUCUUCCCCGCACUCAUUACGGGCUGAUUGCAUCUGGAAAUUCAGCGAUCAAGGAUGGGAGAGCCCGUGAGAAACUUGGUGCAGAAAUCGGCGCACUGUGCUUUGAGAUGAAGGCUGCAGGGUUGAUGUUAGAUUUUCCGUGCAUCGUCAUUCGGGGAAUCUGCGAUUACUCCGAUACUCACAAGAACAAGCAAUGGCAAGGAUAUGCUGCGUUGGUAGCGGCCUCUUAUGCUAAGGAAUUGCUGGGGAAUUUGCCUCACAACCAAGUGAUCCAAGAGCAGCUGGCAGCUAAUGUUUGUCAGUCCAUAGAAAAUUUGAAUGAAACUGUUCGCGGCACCAAUGAACGGCUAGACAGGGUUUUUGAUCAGCAGGCGGAGCAGUUCAAUGAACAAAAGGCGACAGCUUUCGUUGGAGAGUAUCACAGCUGUCAUAAAGCUCUCAAAACGUCGAACUAUGAGAGUUUCAAGGAUAUCAAUCCAUCGCGGACUCCAGGGACUUGCCAAUGGGUCUUAGGAAACCAAAUAUAUCUCAAAUGGCGCGAUGACUCGUCAAGCGGUCUUCUGUGGGUAUCUGCCGACCCAGGUUGCGGGAAAUCGGUCUUGUCCAAGUCAUUGAUAGACAUCGAGUUCAAAGAGUUGGAGCCAGGAACAUUGGUUUGUUACUUCUUUUUCAAGGACAAAGAGCAGCAGAAUCAGUUGAACGUCGCUCUAUGUGCUCUUCUUCAUCAGAUAUUCACCCAGGAGCCGGCACUAAUCUCUUACGCAAUGGAUUUAUUCCGAAGGACCGGAGACAGUAUUCAGCAUGAGACUUCCGCGCUGUGGAACAUUUUGCUUGAGGUCGCCUCGGAGUCAAAGGCGCCUCGGAUCAUUUGUGUUCUUGAUGCUCUUGAUGAAUGCACUUCUAAAGAUGUGGAGACUCUCAUUCAGAAUCUGUGCGUAACUUUCGAAGAUAAACAGAUGGGCGGCAAUUUUGAAGGGAAGGCACGUCUCAAAUUCUUCGUUACAAGCCGUCCUUAUCUCGAGAUCCAAACACUUUUCUCUUCCCUCACAACUACAUGGCCACAGAUCCAACUCAGAGGAGAAGAAGAGAACGAUCAAAUCAAGAAAGAAAUCGACAUAGUCAUUGCGAUAAAAAUGCAACAGCUGGCCCGGGAAGCAGCACUUUCGUCAGAAGUACAGAAGAGAUUCGAGACUCAACUUCUGGAAAUGGAGAGUCGAACCUAUCUUUGGCUACACCUAGCACUCGAUGACAUCCCCUUCAGCCAGAUGCCGAGUCAAUCAGACCUAUACCCCCCCACUGUGGAUGCAGCAUACGCAAAUAUCCUGGCCAGAGUUCAGGCGGAUCAAUUUGCAACUGUGAAAAAAAUUCUUCUCAUCAUUUGCGGAGCACGUAGGCCAUUGACUGUACAGGAAAUGGCCAUAGCGUUAGGAAUAGCCCUGAAGCCGGAAUCAUCGAACAUUCACAGUGUUCAGCUAGAUCCAACCCGGCUAAGCUCUCGCAUCCGAAGCCUGUGCGGUCUUUUUGUCAUCAUCAUCGAUGGACGAAUUCAUCUACUACACCAGACAGCUAAAGAAUUUCUGAUUAGAGAUAACUCUUUUGCAGGUUUUGAUGAUCUGAACUCUUUGUACCCUCUCAGACGCACAGAUACCGAAUCAAUUCUUGCUGAAAUAUGUGUUCGCUACCUGCUCAUGGACGAUUUCCGUGGGUCGGAAUAUCGAUUUGAGCUAUGGCGUGGCAACGAUUCCAAGUUACAGGAUUGCCCUGUACAUCCAGUUCAUGGGGUCUAUACUUUCUUGGACUACUCAGCAGAGCACUGGGCUCGCCAUGUGCGGCAUAUGUCAACUGAUCGAUACAUUCCCAUUGAGGAUCUCAUCUGUCAGCUUUAUGACACCUCCAGCCAAACGUUUCUGGUAUGGUUCAAUUUAUUUUGGCAGCGUUCGGCCUUCCAAUAUUUUUGGUCUCAUAAGGUAGACCCCGAUUCCCGCAUUCUUCCGCUGUGUCUAGCCGCUUUGAACGGACAUGAACAGAUAUUGAAGCGAUUUCUCAUGGAGAGCAAGAAGGAGGACUCCUCGCCCCACUGGAAUGCACAGGAGGAGCGCGACCCCAUAUGUGGAAACGAGACAUGUGUACUUAUAUGGUCAUCGUGGCCAGGGAAUUACGAUAUCCGUUGCCUUUUAUUGGAACAAGUCCUUUUCCACGCCAUUGACCGUGAAUCAAGAAAAUUCGAAGUGCUGGAGAAUCUUCUUGGCGAAGGUGCUCCGAUGAAAAUGACGAUGUAUCAAAAUAAUUACGCUUCUUGGAGACUAUACUCGUUUAUGGGCCUCGGUACUGUGCUACACAAGGCGGCUGAGCUUGGACAAGCUGAUGUGGCAUAUUUCCUCCUCCAGAAAGGUAUAGACACGAACAUCGCAGACGCAAAGGGCCAUACAGCUUUUGACUGUGCCAGAACAUUCAAGAUGAAUGAAGUUGUGAAAGUGAUCGAGAAAAGCCUCAGCCAAUAA